Messenger RNA from Fraxinus pennsylvanica, 309 nucleotides. Lineage: Eukaryota; Viridiplantae; Streptophyta; Magnoliopsida; Lamiales; Oleaceae. The record is from the annotation of a GenBank genome assembly.
AUGGUGGUUGAUCUGGUAAUUAAGCUGGUGAAUCAUGGGAUUUCUCCCGAAUUCAUGGACACUAUAGAGAGGCUGACAAAGGAACACUACAGAAAAUGCAUGGAACAAAGAUUUAAGGAAAUGGUGGCGAGUAAAGGACUGGAAGCUGUUCAAUCUCAAAUCAAUGAUUUAGACUGGGAAAGUACCUUCUUCGUCCGCCAUCGUCCUGUUUCGAACAUAGCAGAAGUCCCUGAUCUUGAAGACGAAUACAGGAAGACUAUGAAGGAAUUUGCAGCACAACUAGAGAAAUUGGCUGAAUUACAAAUGUAG